ACUAUUGGAAACACCAAUCACGAAACGUUUCGGAUUUGUUGUCUUGUGAAACAAGUCGAGCGAGGCUAGAGAGUUCAACCCAUCUAUCUGACUACCUACAAAAGCAAAGCAAAGCAAGGUUUUCACUCCCAAGAACACGUAAUUGUUAAAGCAUUUUAGAUCCAAUCAAAGAUGUUUCUCACAAGGACUGAGUAUGAUAGAGGAGUGAACACUUUCUCUCCAGAAGGAAGAUUAUUUCAGGUUGAAUAUGCCAUUGAAGCCAUCAAGCUUGGUUCAACUGCUAUUGGCUUAAAGACGAAAGAAGGUGUUGUACUUGCAGUUGAGAAGCGUAUCACUUCACCUCUGCUGGAGCCCAGUAGUGUGGAGAAAGUCAUGGAAAUUGAUGAUCAUAUUGGAUGUGCUAUGAGUGGAUUGAUUGCUGAUGCUCGUACACUUGUUGAGCAUGCACGGGUUGAAACUCAGAACCAUAGAUUCUCAUACGGUGAGCCCAUGACAGUUGAGUCCACAACGCAAGCACUCUGCGAUUUGGCCCUGCGAUUUGGUGAAGGUGAUGAAGAAUCCAUGUCUCGACCAUUUGGGGUGUCUCUUCUCAUUGCUGGUCAUGAUGAGCAUGGACCCAGCUUGUAUUACACAGAUCCAUCCGGCACAUUUUGGCAGUGCAAUGCAAAGGCUAUUGGUUCAGGUUCAGAAGGUGCAGACAGCACUCUGCAGGAGCAAUAUAACAAGGACCUUACUCUUAAAGAAGCUGAGGCAAUCGCUCUCUCUAUUCUAAAGCAAGUCAUGGAAGAAAAGGUGACUCCCAACAACGUCGACAUUGCCAAGGUGGCACCCACAUACCAUUUAUACACCCCUGCUGAGGUGGAGGAAGUCAUUAGCCGCCUUUGAAAACAAUCUUCUGAAAUUUCCUUGAAGAAUUUUCCCUGUUGUUUCCUAAACUGAUUGAACAGGGUACCCUUUUUUUUCUAAAUUGUGUGAUGUUAUGGGAUUUGGGGACUCAACUUGAGUGAGAGCUAAAUGUUUUAUUUUGACUGGUAA
Molecule: messenger RNA, 1035 nt
Organism: Populus trichocarpa (black cottonwood)
Lineage: Eukaryota; Viridiplantae; Streptophyta; Magnoliopsida; Malpighiales; Salicaceae
Product: proteasome subunit alpha type-5
Exons: 9
Coding region: 172-885 (237 amino acids)
Biological process (GO): proteasome-mediated ubiquitin-dependent protein catabolic process
Cellular component (GO): proteasome core complex, alpha-subunit complex; proteasome core complex; nucleus
Source: RefSeq, a predicted model, not a curated record